UUAUUGUUCCGGAUUUCGUCUAGAUAGCUGUCUCUAUUGACCACACCGCCGCUAAUACAAUCCGAUUUCUUGGGAGUCUUCCGUGAAGAAAAGAAAUCCUUCCUAAAUUCUGUUGGUCAUAAUGUCUUCCACAACUACUACAAUUACUAUCCCGACUUCGCGGGCCCCGGCUGCGGCCUAUGGCCAAUCUCCCAAGGCUAGCGGUAGCUCCUCUUCCUCAUAUUCGAGCUCCCCGCAAACGCCUGGUCCCAGUGAGGCCUCGUCUGAACAAUCAGCACGCAAGCCGAAAUCGUUCCACCAACGCCGACCGAGCUUAUUGAGCUCCGCAUUUUGCAAAGACGAGUGCACAGUGAUUAACAUCGGAGAGCCGGAUGGUAUUCCUCGAUUGAUUUCUUACCUUGCUUCAAGCCAAGGCUUUGCAUGGAACCCCGAGCUAUUCGUCCCGUCUUAUGUCGAUGUCGACUACGUCCCCCUCGAGAACCGUCGAGAACCCGUACACGAGAUCCGACUCAGCGACGAAGAGAUCAAGGAGAUGUUACCGCAAUACUGAAACCCUACACAAUAGCUCCUCCUAGAAGGGGAGUUUGCCUUCGAUACCGGCCGUGGUCAGACUUCCAUGAGAUCGUCUUUUUCUUCCUAGAUUACCAAUAACCCUCACGAGAAUACCUUUGCCAUUUUCAUAAA
Hypoxylon trugodes is the source of this 684-nucleotide messenger RNA. RefSeq lists its product as uncharacterized. The transcript is spliced from 3 exons. NCBI's taxonomy places the organism in Eukaryota, Fungi, Ascomycota, Sordariomycetes, Xylariales, Hypoxylaceae. The coding region runs from base 122 to 550 and encodes 142 amino acids. The record is from RefSeq and is a predicted model, not a curated record.